AUGGCCUCCACUACAAACAGUGGUUUCCCAACCAACUUCAUCUUGACCCCGCAGCAACAGAGCCUGCUCUACGCCGCUCUCAACUCCAACAAGCAGCAGCUCGCGAAUCAGUCUCCCACUACCAAGGACAACUCCAUGUCGCCUUCCUCCUAUCAUACUUCGCCGGCGCAGGGCGCGGCUGCCACAGGCUUCCAGGAGAGUCCCUACCUCGACAACUACGAUUACGACUUUGGUGACUCCAGCUUCGACUUUGACGUCAGCACCGUUGGCCACGCCAAGAUGAUCGGCGACAUCCCCGGUGGCGCUCAGUCGGCCAAGUCAACAAAAUCAGACUCCACUGAGAAUGAUGGGAACGACAAGAGAUCUCACCCCGACGACGAUGAGGAUGAGGACUCCCCUGGCAACGACGCAAAGAGGCGCGAGGGUAGUGAAAAGGCUCCCAAGAAGCCUGGACGUAAGCCGCUUACUUCCGAGCCGACUUCAGUAAGUUUGAAAGACCCUUCUAGCCACAGCCAUGCCUCUAACUCUUCCAAGAAACGCAAGGCACAGAACCGCGCUGCGCAGCGGGCAUUCCGCGAGCGCAAGGAGAAGCACCUCAAGGACCUCGAGACCAAGGUCGAAGAGCUCGAGAAGGCGUCCAAGGAUGUGAAUAGCGAAAAUAGCCAACUCAAGGCCAAGAUCGACCGCAUGACUUCCGAGCUCAACGAGUACAAGACCAAGAUUGCUGCAAUGAGCACCCGGUCUGUCUCACACAGCAAGUCGCCCAUGGGCUUUGGAGCUUCCGCCAUUGGCAACCUCAGUGAUGUCAACUUCCAAUUUGAGUUCCCCAAAUUUGGAGUGUUACCCGGGUCUCAAAUGCCCAGCAAGCCGGUACAGCCUACGAGAUCCUCCUCAUCGCCUCACCAAGCCAACGGAAGCAACCCUGUCAGCCCUCUCAACAACGCCAAGGACAACAGCCCUGGCAUUAUUGCCGGACUUGACUUUGGUGCCAAAGACGACCUGGCGAACUUCACAUCCCUUUUCAGCCCUUCGCUCGCCAACGGGUCAAUGGGCACUGGCACAUCCCGUGCCAGCGUUGACUCUGGCUCUUACACUAUGAACAACGGCACAGCGACGAGCUCACCAUCAGCGUCGUCUCAGUCAAACGGAGGCCCAAGCUCAUCUUGCGGAACUUCCCCUGAGCCCUUCACCCAGUCGCCAAUGGGCUUCAAACCUGUCGAUACCAUGACCACUAUUGGCGAGGAGUCUACUGGACAGCAGUCAUUGUUUGCCGGCAUCGAUACGAAUAAUUUUGACUGGCUUGCCCAGCAGAACGGUGGCCAGUUUGAUCCCCAGCUCUUUGGCGGAUACCGUGAACCUCAAGAAAAUAUCCUUGCCGCGACUACCUUUGACGACAGCUUCUUCAAUGAUGCUCUCGAUGCCGAUUUUAUCACACCCUAUAACAUGGCACCGAGUCCCAAUGUGCCCAAGAAGAAUCUCAUCGACCAGAUUGACGCGGCCAAGAACGCGGACGAUGAUGUGGUUAAGGAGGCCGUUAAGGCUGAGAACUACAACUGCAACAAGAUUUGGUACGAUACUCCCCUGCCAAAUAGCCAUGGACCCGAAACUGAUAAUUUCAACAGGGAGAAGCUGUCAACCUGCCCCAGGGUCCAGGCGGGCGAGUUUGAUCUGGACGGCUUGUGUUCUGAGUUGCAAAAGAAGGCGAAGUGUUCAGGCCAAGGUCCCGUGGUUUCCGAAACAGACUUCCAGACUGUCGUCGACAAAUGGAUGGGUAAGGACGCUGCCGCCUGCUUCUCAGACAAGGAGAAGAAUCGGGCCCAGGCCUAA
This is a messenger RNA of Colletotrichum orchidophilum, 1827 nucleotides long. RefSeq names its product transcription factor PAP1. Lineage: Eukaryota; Fungi; Ascomycota; Sordariomycetes; Glomerellales; Glomerellaceae. The record is from RefSeq and is a predicted model, not a curated record. The coding region runs from base 1 to 1827 and encodes 608 amino acids. Gene Ontology annotation, cellular component: RNA polymerase II transcription regulator complex. The transcript has a single exon. Gene Ontology annotation, molecular function: transcription cis-regulatory region binding; DNA-binding transcription activator activity, RNA polymerase II-specific.